UGUAGUCCGUUUGGGGCUGCGUGCCGCGUGUGUUAGCGACUCAGCCUCCUGCCCAGGUGGCGCUGUAAUCCCAGCGACAGCGGAGCGAGGCACCGCUGCGGCCCAGUGACCGCAGGGGGCGGAGCCAAGGACUGAGGGUGAUGGCUGCCGUGGCUGUGGCCGUUCGCGAGGACUCAGGAUCCGGCAUGAAGGCGGAGCUUUCUUCUAGGUCUGGGGCAGUGGGGAGGGAGAUGACCCAAGAAGAGAAGCUGCAGCUUCGGAAAGAAAAGAAACAACAGAAGAAGAAACGGAAGGAGGAAAAGGGGACAGAACCGGAAACUGGCUCGACUGUAUCUGCAGCCCAGUGUCAAGUAAGCGCAGCCAGAGAACUGCCAGGGCCCACCAAUCCGUUAGUCAGUCCUGGGGAGAAGGUUCCAGUUGGUCGGAGUAAAGCUGAACUUCGUGCUGAGCGGAGGGCCAAGCAGGAGGCAGAGCGAGCCCUGAAACAGGCAAGGAAAGGGGAACCAGUAGGACCUCCUCCUCAGGACUGCCCUAGCACACCUGGAGAAACCCCCUCAGGAGCAAAGCGACUGCCUGAGCACACUCAGGUUGAUGACCCUACACCUCUGAGAAGGCUUGUUAAGAAACCGGAGCAACAACAGGUUCCUACACGAAAGGAUUAUGGAUCCAAAGUCAGCCUCUUCUCCCACCUUCCCCAGUACAGCCGACAAAACUCUCUGACCCAGUAUAUGAGCCAUGGUGCAACUUGGCCUGCAGUACUCCCAGGGCCUGGUCAGUGGCUCCAAUGCCCGGUGUAUUGCCCUGCUCCGUGCCUUGCAGCAGGUGAUUCAGGAUUAUACAACACCUCCCAAUGAAGAACUCUCAAGGGAUCUAGUGAAUAAACUAAAACCCUACAUCAGCUUCCUGACUCAGUGCCGGCCCCUGUCAGCAAGCAUGUACAACGCCAUCAAGUUCCUUAACAAGGAGAUCACGGGUGUGAGCAGCUCCAAGCGGGAAGAGGAGGCUAAGUCAGAACUUCAAGCAGCCAUUGAUCGGUAUGUGCAAGAGAAGAUUGUCCUUGCAGCUCAGGCAAUUUCACGCUUUGCUUACAAGAAGAUCAGUAAUGGAGAUGUGAUCCUGGUAUAUGGAUGCUCAUCUCUGGUGUCACGAAUUCUUCGGGAAGCUUGGGCUAAGGGCCGGCAGUUUCGGGUGGUAGUGGUGGACAGCCGGCCGCGGCUGGAGGGAAGGCAUAUGCUACGUUGUCUGGUCCGUGCUGGGGUCCCUACCUCCUAUCUGCUGAUUGCUGCAGCUUCCUAUGUGCUCCCAGAGGUCUCUAAGGUGCUAUUGGGAGCUCAUGCACUCCUGGCCAAUGGGUCUGUGAUGUCACGGGUAGGGACAGCACAGCUGGCCCUAGUGGCUCGAGCUUACAAUGUGCCAGUGCUGGUCUGCUGUGAAACUUACAAGUUCUGUGAGCGUGUGCAGACUGAUGCCUUUGUCUCUAAUGAGCUAGAUGAUCCUGAUGAUCUGUUGUGUGAGAGGGGAGAACAUGUGGCCCUGGCUAACUGGCAGAACUACCCAUCCCUACGGUUGUUGAAUCUGGUCUAUGAUGUAACCCCCCCAGAGCUUGUGGAUCUGGUGAUCACAGAGCUGGGGAUGAUCCCUUGCAGUUCUGUACCUGUUGUCCUCCGAGUCAAGAGCAGUGACCAGUGAGUGGGGGGACAUGGUCAAUAAAUGACAUACUCCCUAAACUCAGCAACUUUGCUGCCUUUGUAUCUCUUUUAGUAUCACAGCCACAUAAGUUAGGGCUAGGCUCCCCAACCCUUCUUAUCACCUGCUACCAACCUCAAAUCUUUAUGGAGCCUCUCUCAGGUGUCUCCAGCUUCAUGCCAGUGCUUUGGAGCCAAAGUGAAGGUCAGUUUGGAAACCAAAAACUAUCCAAGUCAUCAAUCAUUUAUCAAGCAUCUAUGUACCAGACACUGAUAUGAGAAGCUAGAUAUGAGGAGGAAUAUAAGGACAAAUAUGAGUCCUAUCCUAAGUAGUAGCUUAGCUAGUGUUUUUGAGUACUUAUUGUGCAUCAAAAACUGUUUUAAGCCUUUUCUUAUCUCUUUGGAAAGAUUAGUACAACUCUAUGAAGUAAGAUUUUAUAGGUGAGAAAUCUGAGGCACAGAGAAGUUACUUGGCCAAGGUAACACAGCUAGCUAAACCAGGUUGUGAUCUCAGGCAGUCUGGAUUCACAUUAUGCUACAUGUCUUUAAGGAGUACUUAUCAUGGACUUAUAAUGGAGAACAGAUAUAUAAACGAUAUCUAUAGUAUUUUCCAUAAUACUAUAGUAUCUAUAGUAUUUUGUUUUACUAGUAGUAUGAAUAAAAUUCCUUGGAAGCAAUCACGGAUGAUGCCAUUGGGUCUUGUAAGGUUGGAGAAGACUUCACAGGUAACAUCUGACCUAGUCCUUGAAGGAUAAGAAGUUUCCCAUUUGGGAAAAAAUGGGAAGGCAGCUCAGCAGAGGGAAUAGCUUGAAUAGAUAGGAUAGGCCUUAAAUUGAGUGGCCAGUUUCAAAGCAUCAAAUAGUAUGGUGAGGAUAGAACUGAGGCUAAUGUGAAAAGUGAUAAAGCUGCAGAAGUAGGUUGGGGCUAGAUUGUGAGAGUUUAACCAGUGUGAUUAGUCUAAAAAUAGUCAUCCAUUUUGUGUGUGUGUUACUGAAAAAUUUCAAACGGCACAAAAGUAGAAUGCAUCUUACAAAGAAUCCCUCCCCACCAGAUGCAACGAUUAUCAAGAUUUGCUUUCUCUUUUUGUUUUUCUUUGCUGAAGUUAAUUUAAAGCAAAUCUCAGACAUGUCUUUUCAUCCCUACAAACUUCAGUAUGUGUCUCUAAAAAAUAGGGACAUUUUAUAUAAUAAUAUCAUCAUCACAUUAUUUUGUUAGUAUUGUCUAAUCCAUAAUCAAAUUUCUUUCUUUAUCUCAAAAAUGACUUUUUACAGCUGGUUUGUUUGAAUCAGGAUCCAAACAAUUUCACAUACAUUUGGUUAUUAUAUCUCUUAAAUUUCUUGUAAUAAAAAGCAGUCCCCUUCUCCUUUUUUUACCCUUUAACAUCGACAUUGCAGAAACCUGGUCAAUUGUCAUAUAAAAUGUCCCACAUUCUGGAUUUGAGUAUUUGUUUGCAUGUCAUUGAACUCAUUCCUCUAACCCCUGUAUUUCCAUUCAACUUUACGGGCAAGAAUACUCCAUAACUGGUGCUAUAUGCUUUGUGUUGUCUCAGGCGGCAAACUGGCUGGUUGUUCUGUUUUCAAUGAUGAGUGGGUCCAGGUAGUGAAAGCCUGAUCAAUCCAUUUUAAAGUUUCCAACAACCUUUCAUUUAGUUAUUUCAUCCAUUGGAGUUUGUUGUCUGAGUUAUUUCUUCAGAGGUUGCAAAAUGGUGAUUUUUUUCUAAUUCUAUCAUUCUUUUCACAUUUCUUAGUUGGUAUUCUUCUAUAUGGAACCUCCCCUCAAUCAAUUAGGGCUAUAUAGGUAGUAUUCUGAAUUACAGUUCAUACUGGCAAGGCAGGAUAAAUGCUUAAUUAAGAGUCGGUCCCUAGUUAGUUCCAGUGGUGUAUAAGUGGUGUACUUCCAGUGGGGUGAUUGUUGCUUUUUCCUGUUUCUCUUUUGUAAGGAUUAUUAUGAACUUACGGGUUUUUAAAUAUUUAAUGUGUACCACUCAGUCGUCAAAAUUAAGCAGGGGAUCAACAGAGUCAGCUGUAUGCUUUAGAAAGGUAUCUGAUAGAGAUUAGAGGCAGACAAACAGAUCAGUUACGAGAUUACUGCCUAUCAAUCAAAAUUACAAGUGCACCUAAAUUUUGACUCAGCAAUUCCACUUAGGAAUUUAUUCUACAGAUAUAGUUGCACAUAUUUAAAGUAACUUAGAUGUAAGGUUAUUUAUAGCAGCAUUGUUUAUAAUAUUAAAAGACUGGAAACCACCAGUCUCUUAAUAAGAGACUACAAUACACUGCAAGGAGCCCUGGUGGUGCAAUGGUUAAGCACUCGAUUGCUAACCACAAGGUCAGUGGUUCCAACCUACUAGCUGCUCCGCAGGAGAAAAGACCGGUGAUCUGUUCCUAUAAAGUUUACAGCCUAGGAAAGCCCUCUGGGACAGUUCUAUUCUGUCCUGUGGGGUCGCUAUGAGUCAGAACUGACUCGAAGGCACACACCAGCAACAAUUAUACUUUCUCCCCUCGAAGUGGCUCGUGGGUUCCAACCGCCUACCUUUUGGUUAGCAGCCCAGCACUUAACCACUGUGCCACCAAGGCUCCUACCACAACUAUACUACAUGCAUACAAUUAAAUACUAGGCAAUCAUCACAAAGGUUUAGGAAGGUUUUGUGUAGAGAAAUAGAACAAUCUCCAAGGUCCACUUGGUUAAAGAAGAAAGGUGCAGGACAGUGUGCAGUUGCUAUGUUUGUAUUAAAAAGGGAAAAAGAUACAUAUUUGCACGUAUGUAGAAAUACAUAAAGUAUCUUAGACCAAUUAUAAGAAACUGAUUAAUUCCUCAUGUGGAUGCGACCUGGUUGGCUAGAGAGAGGUGGGAGGGAGUCUUCACUUUUAUACCUUUGUAUCUUUUGAACUUUGAGCCAUGUGAAUGUCUUAUUCCAAAAAUGAGUACAUUAAUUUAAAAAAGAUUUUGCAACAGUUCAAGUCAAAGAAAGCCUAAUCUUAUGUAGCAGAAAUGGAGAGGAAGUAAAUGAAACUGAGCUGUCCAUCAGAAGCAUUAAAAUAUAUUGGGCAAACUGCAACCUCAGCUGUGCCCAAUUUUGCGCUCUCACAAAGGAGUUAUUCCUAAACCACAGCACAGCCUUAGCUUGUCUUUAGACCACUAAGAAGUGGAAUGGGAGUAGAAUUUUUGGGUGUCCCCUUCCUCCUUUAAAUCUUAGCUAGUUCCUCCUGUCCUUUCCUUAAAUGUUUUGCACAACCAGAGGAAUUUCAUGGGUGAGAUUAUUUGGGAAAAAGAGAAAGGUUGGUUUCCUGUUCAUAUAUAUACAUCUUGAACUCUAACCUACUGGGUAUGUGGAGACCUGUAAAAUUUAUAUGGCUUUAAGUGCCUAAGGAAAGAACAGAAACUUGUUACACUCUCCUUCACCCGUAUCCCACCAUGUAGUGAAUGGAGCAAG
Messenger RNA from Trichechus manatus latirostris (Florida manatee), 5115 nucleotides. It is a transcript of the gene EIF2B4, whose product is annotated as eukaryotic translation initiation factor 2B subunit delta. The transcript has 13 exons. NCBI's taxonomy places the organism in Eukaryota, Metazoa, Chordata, Mammalia, Sirenia, Trichechidae. The record is from RefSeq and is a predicted model, not a curated record. Bases 736 to 1689 code for a protein of 317 amino acids.